Molecule: messenger RNA, 1481 nt
Organism: Pyrgilauda ruficollis (rufous-necked snowfinch)
Lineage: Eukaryota; Metazoa; Chordata; Aves; Passeriformes; Passeridae
Gene: NDUFV3
Product: NADH:ubiquinone oxidoreductase subunit V3
Exons: 5
Coding region: 85-1365 (426 amino acids)
Biological process (GO): mitochondrial ATP synthesis coupled electron transport
Cellular component (GO): mitochondrion
Source: RefSeq, a predicted model, not a curated record
GUCACCGCGUCCCGCGCUGACGUCACCCCGCACCAGCCCCACCCACCGGGAGGCCGCGGGGGCGCCGUGAGGGCUGCGGGCAAGAUGGCGGCGGCCGCGGCGCUGAGGGGCGGCGGGAGGGCGGUGACCCGCGAGGUGUUGCAGCUGGAGGCGCGGGGGCUUUGCACGAAGCCGGUGGGCACCGGGACGGCGCCGCCGCCGCCAAAGAUUUCUCCAGGCUGCUGUUUGGCUGGGUCAGUCUGUGCAGGGAGUCAGACCUCUUCCAAAGGUGGCUGCCCAUCCUCCUGCCUCCCCCUGCCCUUCCUUCCCAUCCUGCACCUUCCGUCUGGCAGAGAGAACUCUCUCCUGCUGUCUGCAGACAAAGGGGAGAGCAUUUCUAGUACCACCCUCAAGGAAGCUGCAAAACCUGCUGAAGACAAGAGGAUGCCCACGUCAAGAAAAACUGAGGUUGCAUUUCCUCAGCGAGGAGUUGCUUCCUCCCGUGAGGAGGAAAACCUCACCACACCUGCAAGAGGAGGAGGCCUGAGGAAAAAGUUAGCUGAGGAACAGACUUCAUCCAGCUCAGAGUCAGAUUCUAGCUCAGAUUCUGAGGAUGAGAAUGUUGAUGAUUCAGAAGUUGUCAUUAAAACUAAAGUUGAGUUUCCCAGACGAUAUCCCAUCAUUUCUGAGAAUAUAGCAGUAAAGGCAUCACUGCUGACAAAAGAGAAAUUGUCCCAGAAAUCCCUCAAAGAAUAUGGAAUUAAGAAGCUGCCACGCAAACCAGAAAUUGACGUGUCUCCUGUAAAGCAGGUCAAAUUUUCUAAAACAUCAGUCAGCCAGGAAACAUCAAAAUCCAAAGCAAGAGACCCCAAAGUAAAAUCCCCUCCAAAAGAACAGAAGUUGGUCUUAGAACCACAUGUGAAAAGUCUGGACCUCACCAAUAUCACUCGUAAAUCUGAUCACGUGGAGGAAAAGUCCACUGGGCCCCAGGUAGCAGCUCUGCAGCUGAAAACCUCAGCAGUGACUCAGGAAGACAAAAAGCAAGAUCUGCUAUCCGGAGGAGAGAAGGAAAAGAUGAAGGAGGCACAGGAGUUGCAAGCAAAAGAAGCAACUGCUCCUAAAGUGGAAGAGACUUCUGGAAGCACAACGUUGGUGAUGGGCACCACAGCAAAGGAGAAGACCACGCAGGAAGCAGGAGUCCAGGCUGGAGAAAGCAGCACAAUAGAGGAGACAGCUCAGCCUGCUCCAGAGGAGUUUGAUAAUUCCACCUACAAGAACCUGCAGCACCACGAAUAUCACACGUUCACCUUUCAUGAUUAUGUCGCUGUCCUCGCAAAGUACAGGCAGCCUCAGCCCUCCUCUGGAAGACCAUCACCCAGGCACUGAGAGAGCCACACUUACAGCAAACACCCAGGCAGGAUGGUGAAUUGUUCUGUUUAGCACUGCUGCUUCAUCUGUGUAAUUGAAAUCAGAUAAUAAAUAAUAAAGGCAUAAUAACUUGG